GUCAACGACACACCACGCCUUUCUCUGUCCGCGGCCCUUUUACCAAUUCAAGAGGUAGUUCAUCAUUGGCUGAAGGAUGAGGUAACGUAUUUAACCUGUUGCAAUCGAUGUAUUCGAAGUGAUUGUCUGCCUACUCAUGGACGACCCGAAUAUAGGUCAGGAAUUCCACAAAGGUUUUCUCAGCAAUUACCAAAUCGGGAUUCCUACAUUACGGUGGCUGACGAAUCAGUAGAAUUCUCUGAUGAUGGCAUAUUAUCCCAACGAUGUCCUAGUCGACCUAAAAAGAAUGGAACAAAUUACCCUCCUCGUAAUCAUGGUGAACUUACUGCACUUUCAUCAAAUCGGAUAGAUACAACCAUCUCACUCGACCAAACACAAUUCCUCUUUCCUGGAAAGGACUACGUCAACUUGAUCUACAAAGAACUAUACGAGGUUGAUAAACCAGAGACAUGUAGGUUCAAGCAAAUUUCACUCAUGAUUGUGCGUAAAAUGGAGCAGGAAUAUCACGGUGGUGUUUAG
Messenger RNA from Rodentolepis nana, 519 nucleotides. Lineage: Eukaryota; Metazoa; Platyhelminthes; Cestoda; Cyclophyllidea; Hymenolepididae. The record is from the annotation of a GenBank genome assembly.